UAUGAUUUUAAUAUUUUUGGAAUUCUAAUAUGCUUGAUUUUAAACUUUUUUAGUUUCACAGAUGUUUAAAUUAUUGGUUGUGAAAUCAGUCAGGUAAUAAUUUCCAAAAUCGAUUUUAAUGGCCAAAAUGUAAGAUUAGUUAAAAUACUGCAUCAAGCUUUCUUUUAACGAAAAUCUGAAAAUUAUAUCAUCAUUUUUGUUCUUGUAUAAAGUAGCAUAAUUCAAAAAAAUAUAAUUAAAAUUCCAUUGUAUCACAUUGUUGUAAGAAAAUCAAUUUCCAGAUUUAAAGAAAACACAAUUAUCACAUACCCGUUUCUUGCAGCGACUUGUAAAGGUGUUAUACCUUGCCGAUCAGACACAUCAGGAACAGCACCUUUUUUUAAAAGAUGGCACAAACAUUCGUAUGCUCCAACACUGCAGGAUAAAACAUAAAAUAGAAAUAAAAUAGUUCAACUAAAAAAAAUCAAUAAAAAGUUGCUGCACAAAAACAACAAUUUUAUUAACAUUUCUACCACAAAAUCAGACUCAGUCUUAAGACAAAAACAAAUUCUAUGUAUAUAUACCAAACAGCCUAAUAAUAAUUUAUACAUUUUAAAGUCAAAGCAUUUCACAUCAGCAAUUUUUCGCCAAUUUAAAUAAAAUGGAAUAGAAAGGCUGAGAUGAGACUAACCAAUGGAAUAGUAUUUCCAGGAUUUUUGUAUAUUUUUAAAAAAUUGUUAAAAUACCCUUUUUGUUAAGUACCCUCUAGAAAAAAAAUGAAGAUGAUCAUGUGUUCAUAAAAAAACCAUUAAAAGGAUAUCUUAGUUUAAAGUUAUUAUGCGAUUAAAUUAAUGAAUGGGUUUGCUCUACUUUAGCGAUAUUGAUGAAACUAAUCCUAGGUGAGGCCUUGGUUACUUUAGAUGUAGUCAAAUUAUGUAGCUUCAAAAUUACAAGUGAGCUGCAUGAAAUCUAUUGUUUUGACUUCAACAUAGUGUCUAAUUUGCUAACAAGAUACCCAUUUUGCUUGUUAUACAAAGAAGAAUUAGUAUGUUUAGAUUGUCGCAACCAACCUCAAAGAAAUUCUUAAAUGUGAAACACAUUUAAAUGAAAAUGAAUAAAAACAUUUAAUAAUAUGUCUGUAACGAAAACCAGACAAUUUUUAUUAAAUAACGUUAGAGUGUUGCUGAUGGAAUUACUCAGUGUGAAAUCAUAAAAUAUUAAAACAACCAGGAAGAUAAUGUUAUAAACAUAAAAUCUCAUUAAAAUUAUUUAUCCUGGAGAAUACAAUGGAAUUAUAAUUGUAGAUCACAAAGAAAUAAACAAAAAGGUUUUUGCAUUCAGAAAAAAAAACAAUAGCUGAAGAACAAGCUGAAUAUAAAUUUUACCUACAUAUAAUAAAAUAAAUAUAUAUAUAUAUAGGUCGAAGUCAUAUAGAAUAUCCUGCACUAUUUAUUGUUAUAGCAAUUAUAAAUAUAAAGUCAAAAAUAAAAAAAGAAUAAGAAGUCAAACAUUCUUUUUUAUAAUAUUAUUAUUUCAUGCAACUGCUUAUCCAUUUUGUGAAGACAAAUGAGUGCUCAGUGGGGUUUGAGAAAUAGCACUUAGCAAACACCGCUACACUGGUCGCAUAUCAACAAGUAUGAAUAAAUGAAGUUCCUUAAUUCGUAAUUAACAUAUCAAAGAACAAAUAAAUUUUGGUGCUGAGAAGUUAAAGAGUUGAGCUCUUACACAUGCAAGAUGGCAAUGAAACUUCUCUGGAUUUCAUGUUUCCUUGUCUUUAUGUGCAGCAAAGUGAAAACGAAAUGUACAGAAGACCUCUACAGAGCUUACUUACCAGCUGCCUCACCACACAAAACAAAUGUCUUACUGGUGGGAUUAUUUCCCAUGUUUAAUGGUGAAAAUAUCAAUUCAUUCUCAAUAGCAUCAACUGAGGCAUUCAUUUAUUAUGUUAAAAAACUGAACUUUAUGCUGAAUCAGAAGAGUACAAUGUUAAACAUGGGUGCAGUGGCGUAUGACAUGUCUUGUACAGAAACAAGUGCAACAUCUCAUUUGUUGGAUAUUUUGCUGAACAAAAAAUUCCACCACUUUACAAAAUUUAAAAUUUUGGCAGUUAUAACAUCUGCUUCAAUAAAACAAGAGCUAGAUCCAAUAAAAAAUUUUAUGGAACCAUAUUCUGUUCCAGUGUUAGUUUAUUCGAAGUCAAGCAUGGAAAAGGAUUUUGAGGUAGGCAGCCCAGCCAAUGAUCAUGUCUCAUUCUUGCAACCAACAAAAGAUGCAAUUCGCAUAACUCUUAUCGAGACUUUUUUUCGCAAUGAAAAGCUACGGUACAUAACAAUUAUAAUUGAGAAAUCAGACUAUGGCAAAGCAUCGUUGGUUUAUCUCGAAAAAGCAUUCAAAGAGCUAAAUAUAUGCAUAGCAGCCACAUAUGAUUUACCAACAACAAAUAAAACUUUGAAAACACUAGCAAAAGAUAUGAAAUUCGAAAAGAGAAGUGGGACUGUUCUCAUAUGGAGCUCACGAAAAAGUGAAAUAGUAACUCUCCUCUCUUCUGUUCAUGACUUAGGUGUCAGAAACAAGAUUUGGUUAAUAAGCACUCAUAUUGAUCUUUACUCUCUACCAUCAGAAGUAUUAAAAGCAAAUACAGUUCUUAUCUUAAUUUUAAAACUGUCUACAACAAGUAUCACCGAUACAUUUUUACAAACCUAUCUAAAUAUGUCCUACAAAGAAAACCCUUGGUUGAAAUAUUAUAUCAACAAUGUUACACAUGAAUACAAAGAAAUAAUCAAUAACUCUUUAAAAGUUAAAUCAAUAAAAGAAUUGACCCCAGAGAAUAGUGUUGACAUGAUGGAAAAGUCCUUUAGUAUUACAAUAGAAGCUAUGUCGACAUAUCUUCAAGAUAUUGGAACGUUUUUGGGUUUCUUACCUGGCCGCACCCUUCCUGAUACGCUUUACGCAAAUUUAAUAACACCUAUAGAAGCAGAAUAUAAGAAAGGUCGAAUAAAAUUAAAACAAAUCAUCGCCAAAAAUAAAACUCAAAACUUAACAACUUUUAAACUACAAAAUUCUUCUUUUAAUCAAGUUUGCCAUGAGGUUUGCUUGCCAGGUUAUGAAACAUUCUUUUUCAAUCAAGCUAUAAAAUGUUGCUGGAUAUGUCGAAAGUGUAAUAUUGGAUACCACAAAAAUGAAACAGCACUUGCUCCCUGCCAAAGGUGCCCUGUUGACACAGGGUCUAAUUUAAACAGAACAGAGUGCGUAGCUUAUAAAAAGAAGUACAGAAAACCAUCUACCACUGACGCAGAUAAGAUAUAUGCACUCAGCAUAAUUGGUACAAUUGUUUGCAUUUUUACCAUAGCAGUAUUUAUUAAAUUUCGUAAAACACCAAUUGUGCGGUCUUCGGAUACAAAUAAAUCAUUGAUACAGCUUACAAGUCACAUGCUUAUAUUCAUUGUGAUUUUAAUGUUCACUUUUCAACCUACUCAAUUUGUGUGCAUGUUUCAACCGUUUGUAAUUGGUUUUCUCAUGACAAUAACUUCUUCAGUGACAUACAUUAAGACAAGAAAUUUAUUGAAUAUUUUUGAAGCUAAAGUUCGACUCUCUCAUUCUGAUGUAAUUCUCACAAAAGUAAUUGGAAUUUCAAUUUUGUUUAUUCUUGCUUUUCUACAAGUGAUUGUCUCAGUGAUUUCGAUGUCACUGAUCCCACACAAACACAAUGUUGAACGAGAUGAAAUAAAAGUCUUAGAGUCAUUACGAUGCAACAAUCAAAUUUAUUUCACUUUUCAGUUUGUGUAUAUCAAGUUUGUAGCACUUAUUUGCCUUCUUCAAGCAUUUAAAGCCAGAAAGCUCCCUGAAAAUUUCAAUGAAACAAAAUUCAUUGGAAUUGCAGUCUUGGUGUCAGAAGUUUUUUUACUGGCUUACAUUAUUCAAAACGAAGAAGGUGUGCUGACAAAUGCAGUUUUAAUUUUUUGCUCAAAUUUUUUUCUGACAGUUAUCAUGUACGGAUUUCGAGUAUGGGUGAUGCUGUUUCAACCAGAUAAAAACCAACCAAGGGUAUUCCAACAACAAGUUCUCGAAUCAGUGUUUGAAAAGACAUACAGUGAACAUAGGAGUAGAACUUCAAGUUCUUUUGUGUAAAGUACAUAGAAGGGAAAAUUGUGGAUUUAAAGAAAAAAAGAUCAUGGAACAAAAGAAUGUAAAGUCAAUGUUUGUGUAUUAACUAAGUUCUGCCUCUGUUAUGAUUAGGACAGGUGUUUUAUUGAUUAUUUCACCUUACACUCACGUCAUUUGCAAUCUAGUUUUAACAACUAAUUAAAAAAAUAGUUCCAAAAAGGUGCAGGAAGUACAAUAGCUAUUGAUUUGCAUUAAUUAACUCUUCUUUUAAUAAUUAAUUCUUUUUUACUUGUUUUUUUUCAAACUGUUUUUCUUUUGCAAUUUGUUGUUCCCACUUUUUUGUUAGCUAGUCACUUUGAUCUUAAUGACUAAUCCAGCACAAAGGUUUUUUUUAGUUUUAUUACACAUAGUAAAACUGCAAAAGUAGCCUCCAGCAACUCAAAAAGUUAUUUAGCCCCCUCCCUUUAUAUAAAUAAAUAAAAUAAAAAAGUUAUAGUAGUCAAAGAAAUUCGAUAUUAUUCGUUGAUUUAACGUCAUAUACAGCGAUAUCCAUAUGCUGCAACUUUAAUUCUUUCUCCCCAAGUUUCUUUGCUAAAUAUCUAUGAUUUUUUUUUUACAACGGGCUGUAUAGAUAUUGUGUUUAAAAUUCUAUUAUUUAUUUAGCCCCUCCCUUUAUUUAACCCCCUUCUAUUAAGCCCCCCUCAUAAAACGUCCAGAAUUUAAUAAGCCCCCUGGGGGCUAAAAAGAGGAAUUACAGUGUUACUGGUUGUGAUCUAUAGUUCAAAUUAGAGUUUGGUCAAAAAUAUAAAUAAAUAAACGCAUGCUUGUGAAAUGUCGUGAAUGUGUUUUGAAUGCUUGGUGCCUGAUGAUCAUGUAAACAAGAAACCAAUAGUUGUUUAAUAAUAUAAAACUAAUCUAUUCUAUGAUCUAGUAUUCUGAUAACAUACAACAAACAACUUGAUUUAUAAAUAAAUGUAUGUAUUCUUUAUUACUUGUAUGUAUUCUAUAUUACCAUAUUAAUGCAAUUUAUUAACAGAAAAAAGGGUAAAAAUAAAUAAAAAUAAAUAGAUUAUUUAUUAUUGGUUGUGAUUUUAUUUAUAGUUUUAACAAUCAAAAGAAUAUACUUUAUAUACCUUGAAUCCUGUAGUUUUUUAAAAAUCAAGCACCAGAUUCUAACAUAAGCACUCAGAAUUUUACCUUUAACAAGCAAAUAAUUGAUGCCAUACCCAAACUACAAUUUUAGAUCACUAAUUUUACAGUUGUAGAUUAUAAAUAAUUGAA
Molecule: messenger RNA, 5364 nt
Organism: Hydractinia symbiolongicarpus
Lineage: Eukaryota; Metazoa; Cnidaria; Hydrozoa; Anthoathecata; Hydractiniidae
Product: metabotropic glutamate receptor 1-like
Exons: 2
Coding region: 1714-4107 (797 amino acids)
Biological process (GO): G protein-coupled receptor signaling pathway
Cellular component (GO): membrane
Molecular function (GO): G protein-coupled receptor activity
Source: RefSeq, a predicted model, not a curated record